GGCGGGGGCGCGGUAACAGGUGGCUCCGCAUCGCGGCAGGUGAAUCGUCGGACCAGCGCUCGCUCGGACUGGCUUUUUUUGUGCGCCUCGCGCGACCACGGGUUCCCCCGCUCGCUCGCUCGCUCGCUCCGCGUUCCCAUCGUCCCUACCAUUGUUUUCGCACUUUAUCUCGGUCCCGCGCACCCGCUCGCGUCUGCCUCGGCCCCGCGGAAGAUUCGCACCAGGGUGACCGAUCGACCAUCAGGUGAUCCCGGACUCCUCGGAUCAGCAGCAGCCCGUUCGCCAGCCCGACGAACGCCGCGUAUAUCCCCCCGUGCGGAGGAAUGACGUGCGCGACGACGCGACGUUGCGGCCGAGCGGCGCCCUGAGGUGAGGAGACCGUCGUCCACGUCCUCGAGGUGCCGCGAGGAGACGGAGGUAUUUUACGUCGAGGACGAGGUAUCCCGUCGCGUAUAUCCGCGUCGACGGCGCGCGCUCUCGAAUUCGGACGCAUGAAAGGUCGGGGCUGCGGUAAGAUCAAGAGCGAGACAAUGCCGCCGUCCUCGCACACCAACUGGACGAGGCCGUUGCUCAAGGGCGGACAGACCAUGCAGAUGCAGGCUGCCAGGCAGCAGCAGCAGCAGCCGACACCGACGACGGUGACGAUGGCGACGGCGGCGACGACGACGUCCUCGUUGGCUAUCGGCGCCGGAGCGCAGAAUCAAAACUUGACGGAGCAUCCGGCGACUCCGCUUGACAAGCGGAUCAAGGUGGUCCUGGUGGGCGACGGCGCGGUCGGCAAGACCAGCCUGGUGGUCUCGUACUCCACCAACGGCUUCCCCGGGGAAUACGUGCCAACCGCAUUCGACAAUUACAACGUGGUCGUAAACGUCGAUGGACAACCGCUGAAUGUGCAGCUAUGUGAUACAGCAGGCCAGGACGACUUUGACCCUCUGAGAUCGUUGUGCUACCCUGAGACAGAUGUGUUCCUAGUUUGCUUCAGCGUCGUAUGCCCCUCGUCUUAUCACAGCGUGGCUUCCAGAUGGAUCAAUGAAGUGCGGAAAUACUGUCCCAACGCUCCAAUCAUUUUGGUGGGGACGAAAAGUGACUUAAGAUCGGACGUAUGUUUGAUGCUGCAACUGGCGAGAUACGGUCAGUCGGCGAUCACCACUAUUCAGGGCCAUCAAUUGGCGCACAGGCUAGGCGCCGUCAAUUAUGUGGAGACGUCUGCGUUGACGCAACACGACCUCAAGGAGGCCUUCGAUCAGGCGAUAGUCAGUGCCCUCAAUACCCGGCGCGGAGGCGCCAAUUUGCUGUACCGGCGUAGGAAGCCGCCCCCGUUGUGGCGUAGAUGGUUGUGCUGCUGGGAACGGCCGACUCCGAGCGAGACCUAAACAAUUUUACUUUUAAGUGAUAGGUUCUAUACUUCUUUAGAAAUCCCUCUGUGAUCAUGGGCGGUCGCCCUCCUUUCCUGUCAGAGCAUCAUCAUGUCGUCCCCCCCCCCUCUCCCAAGUAUGGCAUACCAUACGCGGUUAGCUAGCGUUGAUCGUGGAUUAUCUCGUCGUAAAAAUAGAGCAGCUCGUACUUUGUUAUUUAGAUUUUAGACAGGACGCGACUAUUAAUAGAUACUCGCGCGAGCGAGAGUCGAGAGCAACCCUGUUACACGCCGACGCUUCAAUGCGUUUCAUUCAUUUCCAUUUGCAUCAUUCGUCUAACACGACAAAUUUUUGUAUGCACUUAAAAAUUUUUACACGUACGUUUUUCACGCGUUCUCACCAAAACUAACAAACUGCCAGAACAAAAUGCCAAUAUACGAUAUUAGCUUAGUGAAGUCGUACCGUGCCAGUGGAAGCAACGACGCCUAACGACUCGCGCAAAUGAACGAUCCGCGAUUUAAGGGUUGCUCGACGAUACACAGUAUUGCGGUACAGUUUACGAACGACACGAGUGACUUCGUCGGGAGCAAAACAUUAGUCGAAUUAACGAUUUCUGACAGACGGAAGCGGGCGAGUGCCGCCCUCGUAAAAUUCCUGAAAGCCGCGCACGGCAUAAUUUAUUGUAAUAUUAAUCGUAUUAAUCAUUAUUUUUGUUACUAGGCAUAAUUGGCUACUCGCUGGUUGUGAUUUUUCGUGUACGUAAUAUCCUUGCUUCAAUCGUCGCGAUAGAAAAUUCUUGCCCAUUCUCUCUCUCUCUCUUUCCUCCCUCCUCCCCCAGCCCUCCUCCUCUUCCUCCUCCUAUCCCACCGUCAAGGAUAUUAGGUGGCCCCUUUUUUUACGCGACCACCAUAGCGUAUAACAAUUGUAUAUUUUUUACUCGUUGCGACCUCUCGUAUAUAUACAAAUAUAUAUAUUUAUUUUUUAACAUCUUUGAUAUAUCGGUAUUUUAGGUAGAGUAACGGUAGCUUUAAUCGAACACUUUUUGCAGAUCGACGAUAUGAUCGUGACAUCACACACAUAGAAUUUAUAUAGCGUAUAAGCGAACCCCCGUUUCUAGUGACGGAACAAUGAUAUUUCGUAAAAUACGUUUUUCUUUUUAUAUAUAUAUAUAUAAUUAUAUAAGCGUAUGUGAUGUAGUAGCGUUUAUACGAGCGAUAUCAACCGAUAUAUGAGGAAUAUCAAAUACGAUAAAUUAGCGAGGAGGUAAAUUAGCGAGCACGACGCGCGAGGUAUAUUCGGCGAGCAUGACGGACGUACGUACUCGGGAUCGCUAGGAUCAAGAUUUGCUGUGAUCUUACUUGAAACUUUCUACCGGUAAUUCUCUACUGUGUGUUAUUGCAUUACGGAAUUGCAUAUGAAUUUAAGACUGCAGAAAAGGAUUUCGCAGACUCUGCGCAGUAGUCGUAGACUUGUAAUCUGCUGUAACACUUCAUCUCCAUCAUCACAUGACAUCAUCAAAAAUAAAUUGUAUAUAAGUAUUUAUUCAUCGAA
This is a messenger RNA of Wasmannia auropunctata (little fire ant), 2906 nucleotides long. Its product is annotated as ras-related C3 botulinum toxin substrate 1-like. Bases 492 to 1373 code for a protein of 293 amino acids. The record is from RefSeq and is a predicted model, not a curated record. The transcript has 3 exons. Lineage: Eukaryota; Metazoa; Arthropoda; Insecta; Hymenoptera; Formicidae. Gene Ontology annotation, biological process: small GTPase-mediated signal transduction. Gene Ontology annotation, molecular function: GTPase activity; GTP binding.